Camellia sinensis is the source of this 1419-nucleotide messenger RNA. Its product is annotated as gibberellin 2-beta-dioxygenase. Lineage: Eukaryota; Viridiplantae; Streptophyta; Magnoliopsida; Ericales; Theaceae. The record is from RefSeq and is a predicted model, not a curated record.
AUUACCAAGCAGACACACAAAGCCAGAUGUCCCUCCUUUAUAGUUUGUAACGCCCCUGACCUCUCCUCUCAUGCAUUUGCAUUUUGUCCAUUUAAACUCGAUCAUCAUCCCCAAUAGCUUCACCAAAAGCCAACCUCUCUCUCUCUCUCUCUCUCUCUCUCUCUCUCUCUCUCUCCAUAACAACCACAACCAUGGUGAUUCUAUCUCAAUCAGUAGUAGAAGAUUUCUCUCACAUCAUGACAUGCAAACCAACUAGUGGCCUUUUCACUGGAAUCCCAGAAAUAGACCUCUCAGACCCUGAUGCAAAGAUCUUAAUAGUUGAGGCUUGUCAAGAGUUUGGGUUCUUCAAGGUGGUCAACCAUGGUGUCCCUAUUGAGCUCAUCACUAGAUUAGAAGCUGAGUCUGUCAAGUUCUUCAACUUGCCUCAGUCUGAAAAGGACAAAGCUGGCCCUUCUAUCCCUUUUGGUUACGGAAACAAGAGAAUUGGCCCAAAUGGUGAUGUGGGUUGGGUUGAAUACCUCCUCUUCAGCACCAACCCUGAAUUCAUUUCCCAGAUGUCUCUCUCCAUUUUCCAGGAUAACCCAGAAAUUUUCAAGUCUGCUGUGAAUGAUUACAUCUCAAAUGUAAGAGAUAUGGUGUGUGAAGUCUUGGAAUUGAUAGCUGAUGGGUUGAAGAUUGAGCCAAGGAAUGUGUUGAGUAAGCUUUUGAGGGAUGAAAAGAGUGACUCUUGUUUCAGGCUAAACCACUAUCCACCAUGCCCAGAGCUUCAAGCAUUGAGUGGUCGAAAUUUGAUUGGGUUUGGAGAACACACAGACCCACAGAUAAUGUCUGCUGUAAGAUCUAACAACACAUCAGGACUUGAAAUCUGUCUGAAACAUGGGACAUGGGUCUCAGUCCCGCCUGAUCAGUACUCCUUUUUCAUCAAUGUCGGUGAUUCCCUGCAGGUGAUGACUAAUGGGAGGUUUAGGAGUGUGAGGCACAGAGUUUUGGCUGACAACUUGAAACCAAGGGUGUCAAUGAUUUACUUUGGAGGCCCACCCUUGAGUGAAAAGUUAACACCUUUAUGUUCACUAAUGAAAGACGGAGAAGAAAGUUUGUACAAGGAGUUCACCUGGCAUGAAUACAAGACAUCUGCUUACAAGACUAGGUUGGGUGACAAUAGGUUGGGGUUCUUUCUGCAAAAUGCAAGCCAGUGAUGUGGUCAAAAUCAAAUAUCCUAUUUGGGAAAAAUUAGGGUUUUGUCAAAUCAGAAAAGAUGUCUGAAAAGGUUGACUAAACUUGGCAUAGAUGGUAAAAGAAUAGGUUCCUUAUUUCAUCACCAACUUUCUUUUUUCUUUUUUUCUUUUCGGUUUUCUGGGCUUCGUAUGCUUGUUUUAAUUGUAACUACCCUCUACAAUUAAUGCAAGGUUAUCUUCAUCA